This is a messenger RNA of Aspergillus tanneri, 2889 nucleotides long. RefSeq names its product snoRNA-binding rRNA-processing protein DIP2. Lineage: Eukaryota; Fungi; Ascomycota; Eurotiomycetes; Eurotiales; Aspergillaceae. The transcript is spliced from 3 exons. Gene Ontology annotation, cellular component: Pwp2p-containing subcomplex of 90S preribosome; small-subunit processome. Gene Ontology annotation, molecular function: protein binding; snoRNA binding. The record is from RefSeq and is a predicted model, not a curated record. Gene Ontology annotation, biological process: maturation of SSU-rRNA. The coding region runs from base 1 to 2889 and encodes 962 amino acids.
AUGGUGAAAUCUUACUUAAAAUUCGAGCACUCGAAGACAUUCGGGCUCGUUACAUCGGCAUCCUCAAAUGCGAUAUGGGCUCGGGACGACGAGCUAGCUGGUUCUACACGCCGGACAGGCUCUGGACGAGCUAUUGUGGGUGCAGGUGAAGAUGUGCUGUGCUGGGAUAUAAAAAAGGGGGAGUUGUUGGGUAGAUGGCAGGAUACCUCGUGCAGGGCUCAAGUUACGGUGAUCACCCAGAGCAAGACAGAUGAGGAUAUUUUUGCUGUUGGAUAUGAAGACGGCAGCAUCCGUGUCUGGGAUUCGCGAACCGCUACUGUUAUUAUCUCGUUCAAUGGCCACAAGUCCGCCAUUACCCAACUAGCCUUCGAUAGCGCCGGUGUCCGCCUUGCAAGUGGCUCGAGAGAUACGGACAUCAUCCUGUGGGACUUGGUGGCAGAAGUGGGCCUCUUCAAGCUGCGUGGACAUACUGAUCAAGUCACUUCGCUGCGUUUCCUUGUUCCAUCCAUGGAGAUGCUCAAUGCCGCGGGCCUGAGCGACCAUGCCGGGUUCUUGAUCACCACCGGCAAAGAUUCGCUGAUCAAGGUCUGGGAUUUGGCAUCGCAACACUGUAUCGAAACUCAUGUAGCCCAAUCCAACGGAGAGUGCUGGAGCUUGGGUCUGUCUCCCGAUCAGAGUGGUUGCAUCACCGCUGGAAACGAUGGGGAGUUGAAAGUCUGGUCGAUUGAUGAGAGCGCUAUGAUUGAGAUCUCGAAAGAGAAGGUCGGCGCCGAGGACCGCAAGAUUCUGACGAACCGGGGGACAUUUUAUCGGAAUGGAAAGGACCGCACUAUCGGGAUCAGCUUUCACCCACGAGCCGAUUAUGUUGCUUUCCAUGGGUCAGAGAAGGCGGUUGAGAUCUGGCGUAUCCGUUCUCAGACGGAGGUCCAGAAGAGUUUAGCAAGAAAGCGCAAGAGGAGAAAGGAGAAGGACGCUCAGCGCGGCGCCACCGAUCAGGAUGGAGCCGCUGUGGAAGCUGGUGAGGAUAAAACUGACGAUAUCUCUUCGGCACCGGUCACCGAAGUUUUUGUAUCCCACGUUAUUGUUCGAACCGGCGGAAAGGUCCGUUCUUUUGAUUGGAUUAGAACGAAGUCCAGCGGUAGCAUUCAGCUCGUUGCUGCAAUGACGAACAACCAGCUCGAAGCCUACAGCGUUGCUACGUCGCACAAGAAGAAUAAGGAUGAGGAAGAAUCCGACUACAACCGAACUCUAGCUGUCGACAUUCCAGGUCAUCGCACCGAUAUUCGAUCGGUUGCUCUAAGCUCGGAUGAUCGAAUGCUGGCUUCUGCCUCCAACGGUAGCCUCAAAGUCUGGAACGUUCGAACCCAGAGUUGCCUCCGUACGUUGGAAAGCGGUUAUGCGCUAUGCUCUGCCUUUCUUCCGGGUGAUAAGAUCGUUGUUGUUGGGAACAAAGAAGGAGAGCUCGAAAUCUUUGAUAUCGCGUCCUCAACUCUCCUCGACACAAUCAAAGCCCAUGAUGGGCCAGUGUGGUCAAUUCAUGUUCAUCCCGAUGGAAAGUCCAUCAUCAGCGGCAGUGCCGAUAAAUCCGCCAAGUUCUGGAACUUCCAGGUGGUCCAGGAAGACAUCCCUGGGACCAAGAGAUCAACCCCACGACUGAAACUGGUCCACACGAGGACUCUGAAGGUCUCAGAUGACAUCCUCAGCCUUCGUUUCUCGCCCGACGCUCGAUUGCUGGCCGUCGCUUUGCUAGACAACACGAUCAAGGUCUUCUUCGUCGACUCGCUAAAACUCUUCCUCAAUCUCUAUGGCCACAAGCUUCCGGUUCUAAACAUGGACAUCUCCUACGACAGCAAGAUGAUCGUCACCUGUUCCGCGGACAAGACUGUUCGUCUAUGGGGCUUGGACUUUGGUGAUUGUCACAAGGCGUUCUUGGCGCACGAGGACAGUAUCAUGGGAGUUGCUUUCGUUCCAACGAAUAAGGAAGGAAAUGGACAUAAUUUCUUCAGCGCGAGCAAAGAUCGUGUGGUUAAGUACUGGGAUGGAGAUAAAUUCGAGCAGAUUCAGAAACUGACAGGCCACCACGGUGAGAUCUGGGCUUUGACUAUCAGUCACGACGGCGAAUUCAUUGUCACUGCCAGUCAUGACAAGAGUAUCCGCACCUGGCAACAGACCGACGAACCGCUCUUCCUCGAAGAAGAGCGCGAGAAGGAGCUCGAGGAGAUGCAUGACAAUACUCUUAUGGAGUCCCUUGAAGAGGAGGAAAAUGAAAACAGUGAGAAAGCCGAGGCCGUUGAUGCAGGAAAACAAACCAGCGAGACUCUCAUGGCCGGAGAAAAGAUCAUGGAAGCAUUGGACCUGGGAAUGGAGGAUCUGGAAAUCGUGCGAGAAUGGCGCUCCAUCAGGGCAGCGCAACCGAAUGCAGCUCCCCCUACCCGAAACCCCUUGUACAUGGCACUGGGCAAUAUCUCCGCUGAACAGCAUGUUCUCAAAACGGUGCAGAAAAUCCCCGCCGCUACGCUCCAAGACGCUUUGCUAGUUUUGCCGUUUUCGAAAAUCCCCGCUCUGUUCACCUUCCUCGAUAUCUGGGCCAGUCGCGAAUGGAACAUCCCCCUUACCUGCCGCGUCCUUUUCUUUAUGCUGAAGACGCACCAUCGUCAAAUCGUCGCCAGCAAGACGAUGAGACCAAUGCUGGAUGGCAUCCGCUCGUCCCUACGACGAGUCCUAACACGUCAAAAGAACGAGAUGGGAUUCAAUCUAUCUGCACUACAAUUUGUCGGCAAUCAGAUUCGCGAGCACAGUACCAAGAGUUAUGUCGACGAGAACUGGGAAGAGCAGCAGCAGCAGACAACAGGCACUGGUAAGAAGCGGCAGUUUAUCAGCGUGGCUUGA